This is a messenger RNA of Fusarium oxysporum Fo47, 1785 nucleotides long. RefSeq lists its product as uncharacterized. Gene Ontology annotation, molecular function: DNA binding; DNA-binding transcription factor activity, RNA polymerase II-specific; zinc ion binding. The transcript is spliced from 6 exons. NCBI's taxonomy places the organism in Eukaryota, Fungi, Ascomycota, Sordariomycetes, Hypocreales, Nectriaceae. The record is from RefSeq and is a predicted model, not a curated record. Gene Ontology annotation, biological process: regulation of DNA-templated transcription; DNA-templated transcription. Bases 1 to 1785 code for a protein of 594 amino acids.
AUGGUAUCACCUUCUCUUCCAUCCGCUGUCCAAAGGAAAAGGCAGCGGGUAGAGAGCGUAUAUCCACGGCGACGUUCUGUUAUGGCGUGUAACAUUUGCCGUGGCCGCAAGAGCAAGUGUGAUAACGGCCGGCCGUCAUGCAGUUUCUGCCUCCAGACUGGCGCCAUAUGUAUCUACGAAGAUCAACGCUCUGACUACUCCAACUUCGACGCAGCAAGUGUACAUAUCAUAAACCGAUUAGAUAGUUUAGAGCGGCACUUGGAGGAACGACUCGUCACAGGAAACAUACCAAGGUUUGUCAUUCCCUAUAACCUUCCUAUUGGCGAAGCGAUGGUUAACUCAGUAAGCCAAUGUGAUAAAAGCCACAUAUCGAAUUCUUCCGCCCAUACAAGGCUCACCUAUUAUCCUGUCAUGGAAAGCAUACUUGAGUGGCCAGUCUUCGAAGGCCUUACGUCGUUAAGGAAAAGCCAGUCUUUGGCAAUAGCUGACUCAGACUCAGAAGAUUACAAUGUGUCACCAGGCAACCCAACAGAGCAAGAUUCUGAGGCUCCAGGGGCUGGGCUUGAUAUCUACAUUGAUCAUGCCAUUCGUAUGUUCUUGCAAAACGUCCAUUCUAAAAACCCCAUACUAGAUUCUCGCUUGUUAGCUAAAGCAGUUCGUUGCUGCUCUGAGAAUGGCUUUGAUACGAGUAAAGAAUCUGCUCUCGUGACUAUUGCUUGCGCUCUAGGACUCCGCUCAUCACCAUUUGUACCAUCCCGAGAUAUGAAACAUGUGCCGCGAAACUUGGCAGACGAUCAGGCUGAGCAGUUGUUCCGCAGGGGCAUUCAGAUCUUGGCCUUGCAACCGCCCUCGCUCUUGGCAACCCAAUGUCGAUUCUUCUGUGGAGUAUACGAGAUGUUUUGUAUUCGUCCAAUUGCUGCUUGGCUACACUUCAGUCAAGCAAGCCUGCAACUCAAGCUUCACAUCCAUUCAAGAACUUUUUCUUGUCCAGUUGAUCCUUCAGUGGAUAGUGGGUUACUGCAAAGACUAUACUGGUCGUGUAUGCAAUCAGAAUGUGAGCUGUCGAACGAGCUGCGAACCACGACCGUCGGCCUCGAGCAUCUAGCCUUCCCUUAUGCAUUCCCACAACCCCCAGCUCAAAAUGGACCCUCGUCUCCUUUCGACUCCGGGGCCAACGCGGGGCAACUCGAAAGCUGGAUGUAUUAUCUCUCCGAAACCUCCUUGCGUAGGGUGGGCAACGAGAUCAUCAGCACGUUGUAUAGUCAAGAACCUUUGAUUUGGAAAGAAGAUAUCCCUGGUUUGUGUGUUCGAGCACAGCAGCUACUGGAUAAGCUUGAUGCAUGGGUGUGUAACUUACCCAAUGAGCUACGAGUCGCUGAGCCGAUCUCUGAAUCGUCAAAUGAGUUGGGGUUACAUGUCCGAAGCAGAUAUCUCCUCUAUCGCUCUUGGGCUCUUCGGCCGUUGCUCUAUAUCAUGAUCCAUGCCUCUCAGUCCGAUCUGCUUCAAUACAGAUCAAUUGCGGAGCCACUAGCAUACGACUGCUUGGUUAGCUGCAUUGACUCGAUCAACGACGUGACCUAUCACCAUCGGCAUCACGGGACGUGGUAUACCCUGCGCGUGGUAGUCAGCUCUGCUCUCUCAAUAAAGGCGGCCUCGAGAGUUAAUACUAUGAAUCUUCCGCCAGGGUGGCAGGACGAAGUGAGAAAGGCAUUAUCUAUCUUGGAGAGUUGGAGCACUGAGGCUGGAGAUUUGCGCACAAGUCUAGAAAUCAUCAAGGCUGCAUAA